Alosa alosa (allis shad) is the source of this 1516-nucleotide messenger RNA. It is a transcript of the gene cd74a, whose product is annotated as CD74 molecule, major histocompatibility complex, class II invariant chain a. Gene Ontology annotation, molecular function: MHC class II protein binding; macrophage migration inhibitory factor binding. Gene Ontology annotation, biological process: intracellular protein transport; antigen processing and presentation; immune response. The transcript is spliced from 6 exons. The record is from RefSeq and is a predicted model, not a curated record. Bases 168 to 767 code for a protein of 199 amino acids. NCBI's taxonomy places the organism in Eukaryota, Metazoa, Chordata, Actinopteri, Clupeiformes, Clupeidae. Gene Ontology annotation, cellular component: membrane; basement membrane.
CUCUUUCAGGUAGUCCGGGGCUUUCCGUUCUCCGCAGACAGAAGAAAUACAGAAGUGCUCCGGUUUCUGAACCCUUAGACCAGAGCUUAAACUCCGAGCCGGACAGCAGAAGUGUCAGAUCUACACAAGUUCUUCAAGAUAGUCGAACCUACUGGAGCACCUGCAGGAUGGCCGAUAAUAGCAGUCAAAACGAAGUCCUGAUUGAGGGCGCACCCAACGCGAUGCCCGCUCCUAGGCGGGCCUCCUCCGGUAACCUGAAGGUGGCUGGGCUGACCCUGCUGGCAUGCCUGCUGCUGGCUGGACAGGCCGUCACCACCUACGUGCUGCUCAGCCAGGGACAGCACCUGACCGCUCUAGAGGAGGGGACUAACACACUCCGCCGCCAGCUGGGGCAGAGGUCCACCGUGCCCGGCGGUGCUGCCCGUGUGAUGCAGGUGCCUCUCAGUAUGCCCCUGCUGAAGGACUUCUCUGAGGCCGACGACAAAGCUCCACAACCUCGCCGCCUGCCCCUCACUAGGCUCCAGAGUGCCAUCAAGAGUGACACUGGAACGACCCCUGUUGCAGCGGUGCUGCUGGACACCAAGUGUGCCCUAGAGGCGGUGGGUCCGGUCCACCCCGGCUUCUAUAAGCCCCAGUGUGACGAGCAGGGCAACUACAAACCCCUGCAGUGCUGGUACAGCACCGGCUACUGCUGGUGUGUGGACAAGGACGGCACUGAGGUGACUGGCACACGCCACCGUGGAGAACCGCGCCCUACCUGCCAGUGAGCAGUGCCAUCUGCAUGAGAGAGGAGCCUUCGUCGUGACGGCCAUCAUUGUCAUGGUCACCUCCUCGCUCCUGCUCUGUCCUGUGGUCUUCUCGGGUUUAAUCACCAGACUCUCUCCUCGUCUCUCUCUGCUCCUCUGCUGUGGGACACUCUGCCACUCAAGGGGGGGCACCUGGGCCAGGGUGCAGGUCGGCUCGGUGCUGCCCCCCCCCAAAUCUCCUCCUGCUGUAGGUGGGCCGGACUGCGGCUCAGGAGGUGGGCUAGUCUGCCAGGCCUGAUUGAUUCAGACCAUCCACCCCACACAUCCCUCCUUAACACCCUCUUGCCCCCUAAACCCCAAAUACCCCCCCCUCCUUUUUACACCUAAACCCCAAAAUACCCCCCCCCCCCCCCCCACCGUAAACCCAAAGUGCCUCCUGCACCCACCCCCGCCCCCCCCGUCCACCCUGAGCCCAAAGCAGUCCUCUCCUACAGGACGGCUGAGUCACUCUGAAUCACUCAUGGCCUGCUGCAGCUGCCAUCCUCCAUUUGUUUAUAUGCUGAUAUAACCUUUCUCACAUAAAGAUAACCCUCACAUCGCUACACACACCUACCUUUUGCACUCUCUUUAGUUAACAGUACUGCUGUUCACUAGGUCUUUGUUAGUGAUUGACGCUGUCUAUUUACUCUAAGAAAAGUCUGGGGUCACCGUGGGACAUGAUGAGGGCAUGGCUUUGUGAACAGGAAAUAAAGGGGCCUCCAGAACAAACA